AUGGAUAAAAAGGGACUUUUUCGGUAUGGCGCUGUUUCCCACGAAACAAAAGUUCUUACCCAACAUCCACGAGGUGAUUUUCUUGUUGAUAAUGACAUAAAUUCGCUUCUUAAUACUCUCGAAAAAUCUUUUCCAAUUUCAGUGAUCGAAAAGCAGUCCAGAUUAUAUACAAUCCGUUCUGAUAAAACUGCUAAUUACAUUGUCAUGACUGAUAAAUCAGUAGAUACUGCGAGCUGCGGAGCUUUCCUUAGUGAUCUAAAGAAAUUAUGGAAUUCAUUUUCUGCCAUUGAAGAAAAUGUAUCAAAAGAAGAUUCAAUUCCUGAUAAGUUCGAUGGCCAGAUUAAAGAUUUGAUCGAAAAAUACAACAAAGAUCGAAUUGAAGAUACCGAGGACAAACAAAAUGAUAUACCUGAGAUUAUUCUUGAUGAACAUAAGCUACCUACAAUCGAUCCUGAUCCUGUUGUUACUUUAGAAGAAUCUAGAGAAGAACCUUUAUUGGGAUCAGAUGCAACACCAGAUUUGACAAUCACUUUCAAUCAAGAGCAUUACGAUGAGUCACUUACACAUCUCCGAAUUAAAAUUUGCUGGCAACGUCAUAAGAUCACAAUUUUAAUUGCCUUAUUCGUUAUUAUCGUUUCUAUUGUCAUAAUUCUUAUAGCUUGUGGAGGGUUCAACAUACAAUCAUGCAUUUCGCACCAAAAAGGUAGUGAUUCCAAAUAA
Trichomonas vaginalis G3 is the source of this 720-nucleotide messenger RNA. Its product is annotated as vesicle-associated membrane protein 9 family. The record is from RefSeq and is a predicted model, not a curated record. The coding region runs from base 1 to 720 and encodes 239 amino acids. NCBI's taxonomy places the organism in Eukaryota, Parabasalia, Trichomonadida, Trichomonadidae. The transcript has a single exon.